Molecule: messenger RNA, 976 nt
Organism: Drosophila grimshawi
Lineage: Eukaryota; Metazoa; Arthropoda; Insecta; Diptera; Drosophilidae
Gene: Dtwd2
Product: tRNA-uridine aminocarboxypropyltransferase 2
Exons: 2
Coding region: 104-889 (261 amino acids)
Source: RefSeq, a predicted model, not a curated record
UGUAGCAUGUUGACUUGGCGUUGCCACCUGAUGCAAUAGAGCAUACUGAGUGUGUUUAACUAAUUUUUAAGUAAAUUUUAAACGUUUUUUUUUAAUUCAAUAAAUGACAAUAACACCGGACGAUGCUUGGCAGGAUCUUAUAGGCAUCAGCGCCGAUCCGCCAGACAUGCGCGACAAAUGUGAUCAGUGCAAACGCCCCACAGUUGUUUGUUGGUGUUGUGCGCUACCCCAGCCUCCUGUUGCGGUUGCCUCGCAAAUUGUGAUACUCCAACAUCCUGCCGAGGAGAAGCGGUCAUUGCGCACAGCACUUAUGCUGCAACUGGGACUGCAGCCGGGCAAAUGUGUUGUCUACAAGGGCAAGCGUUUCCCCAACAACCGCCACUCAGCAGAUUUGCAGCGUGUGCUCGACUCGCCGCGGACACUGCUGUUGUAUCCCAGCAAGGAUUCGGUGCCAUUGGAGGAGAUCGAUCGUAGUGCAGGACCUUAUACGCUGGUGCUCAUUGACGGUACUUGGCCGCAGGCAAAGGCCAUCUAUGCCAGCAGUCCGGCACUGCACCGCCUGCGUCAGGUAAAGCUCAUUGCGGUGGGCAUUAGCGAUUAUAUUAUACGUACACAGCCCACCGAAGGCUGCUUGAGCACACUGGAGACGGCAGCGCAAUGUUUAGCGGUGCUCGAAUCCCAGCCAGAGCUGCGCCAGCUGUUGGUGCGCCCGCUGCACGCGCUGUGCAAAUACCAGCUGGACAAUGGCGCCGUCGAGCAUCAGUCCAAAGAAUUUCUGUUAAAAACCAAUCAAUAUCAAAAACCUAUUGGCAAGCGGCUUAGUCGUUUAUUAAACUACAGCAACACAGUGUGUGGCAGUUCCCUAGAGUCUCUUGCCCAGAAAUCUUGAUAAAAGAAAUUCGAUAUUAGUUGAUGCUUUGUGCACCUCCUGUGCAUAUACAUAUAUUUAGUGCAUAUUAAAAACUAUUUGUAAUUU